AUGUCCCUGGAAACCGAGUGCAGAGAUUUCAGCGAUGCUGACACAAGCGUUUACUGGGACGUGGAGGAUUUCCCAGUGGACAGUUUGGAUGAGCUUCGUUCGAAAAUCGAAGCAGCUCGUGAGAAGAUUGGUUGUCGUGGUGGUGACGUGUCAAUCACGGCUUACGGUGAGGAGAAACCGGAUGAAGAGUUGGCUCGCUACAAGGAUGCCGGAUUCACCUUCGUACCCAUUGGGGAUUACGAGAGGAGAUUUAACAGAAUGAGGCUGGACCUUGGUCUUUGGAAGAUAGACCAUCAUCAUCGACUCAAGGGCAAACCAACAAAUUUGAUGGUCAUUACUAAAUUCAUCACCGAAGACACAGAUUUCCAGGAAUUUCUUGAAUGUUUGUAUUAUUCACAUUACUAUGUUGUCUUACUACUGCCUAGUAACUGCGAUGUCAACGAUACGCCAGUACCCAGGGUUAACAAAGUAUGGUAUUGGGAAACCCUCUUAGACGGAGGAGAUCCCCUCUCCCGCCACGAUUCAGCUGAUCUAAUAGCUCUAGGAGGACAAGUGUGUCCAUCCCUACAGUCGCUCUUCGGCCGCCAUGUUCGCUGUGGUGGUGAUCAUCCUUGUCCUACGUGUGAGGAAGAUAUCAAGUCUGCGUCUAAAGCCACCAUGAGCAACAACGAUUUCUCCGGUAAGUUUAUACUAGAGAAUCCUAUUGAAAUGUUAUAG
This is a messenger RNA of Microthlaspi erraticum, 717 nucleotides long. Lineage: Eukaryota; Viridiplantae; Streptophyta; Magnoliopsida; Brassicales; Brassicaceae. The record is from the annotation of a GenBank genome assembly.